Messenger RNA from Harpegnathos saltator (Jerdon's jumping ant), 3504 nucleotides. RefSeq names its product diuretic hormone class 2 (gene Dh31). Lineage: Eukaryota; Metazoa; Arthropoda; Insecta; Hymenoptera; Formicidae. The transcript is spliced from 4 exons. Gene Ontology annotation, biological process: body fluid secretion. The record is from RefSeq and is a predicted model, not a curated record. Gene Ontology annotation, molecular function: G protein-coupled receptor binding; diuretic hormone activity. Bases 132 to 443 code for a protein of 103 amino acids.
GGGCGGCAAACGCUUCGCCUUCGCAGAGCUGUAUCCACCGUCGACAGGACGACGUACCACCGCUGAGCCACGCAGAACCGCUUCUCACACAGCUCCGAUCACUUGCCAUCCCGGCUCCUACCAGCGCAAAGAUGCAGUCCAGAGUAACGAUCCUGUGCACGCUGUUGGCGCUCGUUGCCGUCUCGAGCCUCCUAGUGGACGCAAUACCGCAUAGUUACUGGGAUCAGCAAGACGACAUAGACCGGGACGAGUUUCUAGAGAUACUCUCUCGUCUCAGUCGCACCGUAAUGAGCCAUCCUGAAAUGGAAAACACCAAGCGAGGAUUGGAUUUGGGUCUAAGUCGCGGCUUCAGCGGUUCUCAAUCGGCGAAACACAUGAUGGGGCUCGCAGCAGCGAACUACGCCGGCGGUCCCGGACGGAGGCGUCGCUCGGAACAGGCGUAGAUGGCAGAUUCAAACGCCGAUGCAAAGAAAUUAUUACCCGUAAUAUCACUUUCGACUUGAUCCUCCUACCACUCUGUCUCUACCUCGAGCUUGAAGCUGAUGUGUGAAAAUUUGCCGUUGCCAGUGGUGUGACUAGGCGAGCGUCCGCGCGCUCCAGAGAUAUUCGACCAUUAAUUCCACUUAGACUUACAGUGCGAGGGGGAGUGUAUAUUGUAGUGUACAUCUUUGUCUCCUCGAGUCGUAAAUAAUGAGCGAGCUUGUCGCGCGAGCUCAAAAAUUACGGUUCCAAUAAAUCGUUUGGGUGUUACUCGCGUCUCGAGCGUCGCGCGCGCGCGCGCGAUCGAGUUUUAGCUAUAUAAUCUAUUCUUCAUCUCUCCCCUGUAGUUCUUCGCACUCGAAGCCCUUCGCGCGUCCCUACUACCGUGACUAGUUGCACCACUGAUCGUUCGUGUCCGCUGAAUUGCGUGCGCUGCUGAAUUGCACAUUUUGUUCCAAGUGUCAAUUUCUUUUCGAUGACGCUACUUGGAGAGAAGAGACCAAUGCGGGAUCUCGCGUGUAGGCGCUUCUGCCUCAAAUUCAUUUCAUAUGGAGAUGUAUACGUGUUUCUUUAAUUGUAGUAUAGCCAUGAAUCGGAUUAUUAAAAAGACAGUUCGUUUUAAUUGCGCACAAAUCCAGUCGGAGAGAGCACGGUUGUAUUAAUUAAUAAACGACACGACAUGAAAAAUGUCACGGAUUUAUUUAGAUCGAGCCCAGCUGCGACUCAUUCACACCCACACAUACACACACACACGCGCGCGCGCGCGCGCGCACGCGCAUAACUGUAUGUCAAAAUCAAUGUUUCGCAAUGAUUUUAUGGAUUAACAUAGCUCGGAUUAACAUAAUCGGCUUUCGCGCGAUUGAAACUCCUCGUCCGCCGUCCCGCCGGCCGGCGAGGAAGAAAUCGAAAGCACGGAACGAGGAAACGUCUCCAAGUAUUUAUCAUUGUUGCGCAGUGUACCGCUGAAAUUGAUUUCCCAUCUGGAGUACGUUGCGCGCGCGAGUCGUGCGCGCGGAUUAACAACUUUAUCCAUCCCAUGAGAUAAAUGAAGAGGAUACGGCGUUUCGCUGAUCCGACAGGCUCCUGCGAGUCGCAAGCCUCCGCGAAUCGAUGACGCACCGUUUCCGGACUCGAUUUAUUCUAGUCAUUACGAUCUGCAAUUGAAAUCGUACCAUUUUCGCCCCACGUUCCUCCGAGCGCCGCACCGAACGGUAGAGAGUUUUUUUUCUCCCCCUAACCCUUUACGCGGGGAAUAAUCUUUCUUACGAGCGACAAAACAUCCGCUUCGUUAUACUUUCAUAUCUCGACGUAUUGUACGAUUACGCUCGCGCUCGUUCUCAAUCUUGUCCGCUCCCACCCCUCCCCCUCUCCUCCUUAUUUUUUCUGACUUUCCUAGUGAGUCUUGUAAAAAGAAAAAAAAAGAGAAUCGUCGUAUCUAAUAUAUGAUAAUUAUAUAAUCGGUGUUGUUCGCGCUCAUUAGGGCAGAAGUGCUUAAACCUCAUCGUCUCGUCGACGAGGACGAUACGCGAAUUUCUCUCUCUCGUCUCGUCGGCGAGAAAGAUCGCGAUUUCGCGCGUCGGGAAUUAGAAUCGCGCGAGUAAUAUCGUAUUUAUCGUAAUUUCCAACGGCCCCUCUUUUACGUCCACUUAUUUUACUUGAAGAACCGAGAGAACUCCUCUCACACGAGGCGCGUCGCUUGAGACUAGUUUGAACGAUUCUACCACUUUAAAUCACUUCAUGUCCAUUGACUUAUGUAUUGCCUGUAACACACGCUACGUGCACCGGCUGCACCGUGCUCGUAUAGAGGAAGAAAAAUAUCGUACAAAACGUGCGACCUAGAGAUAGUGAGACCUCUCGUCCCUUUUCGUGUUACUUUCUCGUUAGACUUAGAUAAGUAGACACCAGGGAUGCGCAACGUCCUGCCUUCGUCCCGCUUCGAAAUUAAAGCGAACAGCGGAGUGGUGCGCGUCAUAUUGGUUGCUUCUUUUUUCUUUCUAUUCCUUUUUUUUAAUAGUACCAACCACGUUAUAUUAAACAUUCACGCGCCACUGAAUCACGGUGAUAUUGUAGGACAAACGAUAGCUCACAAAAAUAACACGUACAUUGUUUUAUAGCUUUUUCCAUUUAACGCGAUCAAUUAGUUGAAAUAACUUUUGCGGUUCCCCGAAUGAACCUACGGCUGCAUCGACAUUGGAUGUCGAUGUGGAACAGAUUCUAUGCACAGCGAGGGCUGAUUUAUUUUCAUUUCUAGCCAAGUGCGACCCACUUCAAUAUCUCAGUUGCGCAUUCCUGCCAACAGGUGGUAACCAAAACGCACAGUGAGUGUUGGUAAUGCGUUUCUGAAUACGUUCGGGAAGAAAUAACACGCGAUACAACCCGAAGGGCUCGGAGCAACAGCACGUUAAAUCGAAUAAAUCCCGCUAGAUUCUAUUACGUCGAAAGAUUAUGAGGGUACCUGCAAGUUUCUAUAUAUAUUCCAUAUAUUGUGUUAGAAAUAACAGAGUGUGAUGUCUACGAAAUGCAGAUGAUGCGAUUAUGACCAAAUUUACGAAAUUUACGAAGCGCCAAGAUUUAGCUCGCUUAUUCUCCUAUUUAAGACGCGCUUACGUUCGUCCCGAAACGAAUACACACUGUGUUGUGCGGCCUAUGAAAUAAUAUAUUAGCUGAUAAAUAAUUCAACAGAUGCAGAAAAGAGAGCGAAGUGGCAUACCGUUUCUCGCUUGAUAUACGAGUUAACAGCGAUCUCUUCGAAUCCUCAUACGAUAACUAUAUCGUCCGACGCGGACGCGAAAGCGAGAAUUUUAUUCCCUCGUAAAAUUAUUCGAUAUUAUAGAAAUGUGUGUACGAAUGUGCCCAUGGACGAAGCGAUCCGCCCGAUCGCGAUCGCGAAGUCCCGGUUUGGUUAUCACCGAUCCCAGAGCGAAGCGCGUGAAGUCGAGACCUGUCGUUUCUGUGUGUAUUAUAAAGAGAUUUAUUGCCUCUAGUGGAAACUGAUCGUAAAUAAAAGUUACCUACUUUAACCCA